AUGGCUGAAAUCGCAAUUGGGAUCGUGAUUGAGUCCCUAUUAAGGACCGUGAUUUCCGUUGCUGCUGAAAAGAUCAGUCUUAUUGUGGGCAAGGAAAAAGAACUCACAAACCUAACAGAGCAGCUGAAGAUGAUCAAAGCUUUGCUGAUUGACAUUCACGACAAGCAAAUCAAAACCAGCGUCGUGCAGAAAUGGGUAGAGAAGCUCCCAUCAAUCAUCCUUGAUGCUCAGAUUGUGUUUGAGGAGCUCGAUUAUGAAGUUCUUCGGAAAAAGAUUGAGAAUCGAAAGAGGGACAAAGCCCGCGACUUGUUUUCCUGCUCAAAUCCUAUUGCAUUCAAUCCCACAAUGACUCGGAAGAUGAAGAAGGUUUUGCAAGAAGUAGAAGAUGUUUUUGUGGAAGCAGGGAAAUUCGGAAUUAAACCAGCCGAAUUGGGAAGCCCAUCUCAUGCUCUACAAUCUGUGAGGUUGUCAACAGAUCCUUAUAUUGAGCAUUCAGAAUUUGUGGGGAGGAGACAAGAUAUGGAAAGGGUUAUAGACAUGCUGAAUAAUGCAUCCGAUUUUGAUGUCAACAGAUUGCUGAUUGAAAUGUUGCCGCCGGAAACCAAUGUCAAGGAAAUGGAUAAUGUACAAGCUUUAGUGGAUGAGCUGAACAGGAUUAAAGCUGCCCACAUUUUGAUUGAUUUCAGCAAAGGGGUGAAGUGGAAGAGUUUGAAAGAUCAUAUGCCUCCAAAUUUGCGAACGCUCCACAUAAAAGGUAAGAGUAUCGAGUUGUUCAAAGAUUUAUGUAAACAAUUCCCAUCUCUCUGUGUAUUGAUUGUUGAUGAUAGUGAGGCAACAGCACUACCAGAGUCAAUUGGUGAUAUGAAACAUUUAAGAGUUCUCGACAUAAGUCUCACUAGCAUAAGAUCGCUCCCAAAGUCAUUUACAAAGUUAUACUACUUACAGACCAUAAGAGUUGACUCUUUGAAUGAGGUACCCAAGGGGUUUGGGAAUCUAAAAAACUUGAGGCAUAUAUGCAUGAAUAAACCUUGUGCGUUACCAGGAUUAGGAAAAUUGAAAAACCUUCGGACAAUCCCUGAAUUUAAAGUUGGUAAAUUUGAGGGAUGUCAAAUAGAAGAGCUGGAACACUUGGACAAACUCAGAGGAAAGCUGAAAAUAUCAAAUCUUCACAAUGUGAGCAGCUUUGAGUCUGUUGCCAAGUCCAACUUGUCCAAGAAGUGUGAUCUCCAAACUCUGGAGCUUCAUUGGAACAUAGACUGUGAUGAUGACAUUAAUGUGAUGGAGGGACUUGAACCUCAUCCGAAUGUGAAAGUGUUAGUAAUAAGUGGGUAUGGAAGCCUAGAGUUUCCAUCCUGGAUGAGAAGUAGAAGUGAUUUGUCAUCAUCAAUGCGUAAUCUGGUGAAGCUCCAAAUGUCGAGCUUGUGCAAAUGUAAUAAACUACCAUCACUUGGGCAUUUGCCGUGUCUUGCAUAUCUGGAGAUAGAUACAUUACCCAACUUGGAGUUCAUAGGACCAGAAGUUUAUGGUUUGUCCAAUGUGGAUUGGGCUACAAAGAAGAGCACUGGCAAAGGUAGUAACGGGUCAUACAUCAUUACUUUGUUUCCAGCAUUGAAGGUUCUCAAGUUAUUGAAUAUGACCAACCUGAUAAGUUGGUUUGAAGCAACUGAUUUUAUUCCAUCGAAACCUGCAUCAUCUUCGUCAUCAGUUCAAGCUAAACUAUGCCCUUGUCUGGAGGAAAUAGUUCUGGAGGGGCUACCCAAUUUGAAAGCUAUUCCAAACUUGGGAAGUCUACAGAAACUUUGGGUUUUGGAUGUAUCGUCUUGUGAUAAUCUGAGAAUCUCAUGGGAGCAUAGGAACCCGCAAGGUGAUGAGUUCCAGCAACAUCAGUUUUUCCCAUGGUUGCAUCGGCUCCGCAUUUGCAACUCUGACUACGUAAGUGCUCCAAUAUGCAAUCUCAUUCCUAGCUUGGCUCCCGUUGAGUCAUUGCAAAUAAGGUGUAACCCAAGUUUUUGGCCUGAGAAUUUGUACCAGUUUAUCAACCUCAAGGAACUACAGUUAGGAACCAGAUGGAAAUCUGAUGAUUUGGAAAUUGAUGAUUUCCCUUGGCCCUAUCCUUCCAUCUCCAAUGCUGCUGCCCCUAAUCAUUUUGUCUCUCUUACGGUUCUUUCAUUGUUCGGAGGCGGAUUACCAAAAGUCAGGUCACUUCCUUGCCAAAUCCAGUAUCUGACUUCUUUGACCCGUUUAGCAAUAGAGGAAUUCACUGGGUUGGAGACUCUUCCAGAGUGGUUGGGAGACCUAGAGUGUCUGGUUGAACUGGGGAUUGUUGGCUGCAGAAACCUCAAGCAGUUACCGGAGGCAUUUCGACGCCUUACCAAUUUGCAACAUCUGAUCAUUGGGUAUUGUCCUGUUUUGGGAAACAGAUGCACACAUGGAAGUGGCUCUGAGUGGCCUAAGAUUGCUCAUGUUCCCUAUGUCGACAUUUGUGGCAAUCGAGAAACAGUGAGUACCGAAUUUUGCGAAUUAUUCUUCUCAUUUUCAUCGUAUGUAUAUACAUUAGUUGAUUUGAUUUUGCUUUCUUGUGUUUCCGUUGAUGAUUGUUCAAGAAUAGGCCUGAAAGUUGCAUCUGAAUUGGAUGUACACAUGACUUGA
Molecule: messenger RNA, 2649 nt
Organism: Oldenlandia corymbosa var. corymbosa
Lineage: Eukaryota; Viridiplantae; Streptophyta; Magnoliopsida; Gentianales; Rubiaceae
Source: the annotation of a GenBank genome assembly